Molecule: messenger RNA, 1579 nt
Organism: Panicum hallii
Lineage: Eukaryota; Viridiplantae; Streptophyta; Magnoliopsida; Poales; Poaceae
Product: F-box/FBD/LRR-repeat protein At1g13570-like
Exons: 5
Coding region: 73-1530 (485 amino acids)
Molecular function (GO): protein binding
Source: RefSeq, a predicted model, not a curated record
CCCCCCCCCCCCGCGCGCCGCCGCCAUACCACGAUUUCGUCUCGUCCUCCGCCACUGCAUAGAAUCAAAUCCAUGGGUGAGUGGUUGAGUUUGGCGUCCUUAACUUUUCUUUCUUGGCUCCGCGCCGGUCUGCUUACUUCCGCCAGUUUUGGAAUGGGGAAUUAUCUAACUGGAAAAAGAACAGCAGCAGCACCAAACAACAUCAAGGAGAAAACGAUCUGCAACAGGGAAAUUAAAUUUGAAGACCUUCCAGAGGGUGUACAAUGCACGAUCUUAUCAAAAUUGCCUCUAAAAGAGGUUGUUAGAACCAGCGUCUUAUCAAGUGAAUGGAGAUAUCUGUGGGUUCACUGCCCCAAGUUAUGUUUCAACAGUGCUGAUCAGGUGUCUGGGCGCAAAAGGUGCAUCAAGAAAUUCAUCGAUAAUGUCAACACUGUUUUACACAAGUGCAGUGGUGAGGUGGUUGAAGAGCUCAAGGUCAAAUUUGGAUUUGACAGUACACUUGCUGACCAUGUCGACAGUUGGAUUAGUUUUGCUGCAUCCUCACGGACAAAAGUUCUUGCUCUUGAUCUGGAGUCUAUUGACUCUUGGCUCCGAGAGGAUCGUUACAUAUUUCCAUUUCAACUUUUGAACAAUGAAAGCAUCUCCUGUCUACAAAGCAUUGAGCUUAGCUUUGUAUCCUUGAAGCCGCCUUUCCAGUUCCGUGGUUUCCCAAACCUCAGAAAGCUUCAUCUCAGUUUGGUGCAUGUCACUAGAAAGGAUCUCCAAGAUACACUGUCCAGCUGCUGUAAAAUUGAGUGUCUAAGCAUGGACAGAUGCUAUCCUGGUGAUGAACUAAAGGUGGAUACCCCUCUCUUCCAUCUGCUACAUCUACGCAUUGUACGCUGCGAAUUCACCAAGAUAGAAUUCCAUGCUGUAAAUCUGCAUACUUUUACGUAUAGAGGACCCUUACGGCCUAUUGUCCUGAACUCUUCGAGGAAGUUGAAUGAUGUAACCAUUUCGCUAUUCGAAGCAACCUUUCAGCAUGCUUUUGCAUCACUUCUCAAUGGCCUUCCGAGCGUGAAGCAUCUGACUUUUCAUAUUAUUUUUCUACAAAUGGAGAUGCAAGGGUUGAGCAAUAGUAAUCCAUACAAGUUUUCUCGUCUUAGGAAUUUACAGUUGCACAUGAACAUAGACCGCGAAGAUGCCGACAAGAUUCUUUGUUUGGUCUCUUUUUUAAGAGCCACUCCUCUUAUUGAAAUACUGGAGGUUCAUUUUGAAUGUACUGAUUUAUGGUUUGCCGAUGUGGCUGUGGGUCCUACAAGGCAGAACCUUCAGCGAUAUGAAUACACUCAUUUGAAGAGUAUGAAUAUUACAGGAUAUAAAGGAGCAAGAGGCCAACUUGAAUUUAUUCUUCAUGUUGUGGAAAAUGCCCCUGCCCUGGAGGCUUUAACUGUAUAUACCACUCGAGAAUUGCAGGAGCAUGCUGGCCAGGUUGCCAAAUGCUGCCUAAGUCAAAAACGUUCCCCAACAUUGAAGUUUUGUGUUGUUUAAGACAUAAUAUUGGCAUGAGAAAUACUCUGUGCAAGUUCUUUUAUUGCCU